Schistosoma haematobium is the source of this 6126-nucleotide messenger RNA. RefSeq lists its product as uncharacterized. The transcript is spliced from 7 exons. Gene Ontology annotation, molecular function: RNA binding. NCBI's taxonomy places the organism in Eukaryota, Metazoa, Platyhelminthes, Trematoda, Strigeidida, Schistosomatidae. The coding region runs from base 4079 to 5011 and encodes 310 amino acids. The record is from RefSeq and is a predicted model, not a curated record.
CUUGGCAGAAGAUAAAUGACAUGGGCCGUUAAGCCUAUGUCCCGAAUACACACAGCUGAGUUUGAUUCAGAAUUCGUUAAAAUUUUGUUCGUUCUUCAGUACAUUCCUGCGCUUCGUUUGAAGAUCCACGUCUCUACGCGUCCCAAUGAAGGUCAAAAGUAAUAAGCCUCUUACGGCUUCAAUUUGCAGGAAAAAAUGUUCGAAAUUAAAAAGGCGUGAUAAAACUGAGCGACUUAAGAAAUUGCUCCAAUCCAAGGCAGAACUUUCUAAGAAUCAGAAUGAAACCAUCCAGACUAAGGCAAGACGUUAAUAUUUUCGGUUAUUCUUGCUUAAACCACUAUUUUACGUCUUUCUGACCUAUUUUUACCACUUUAUUUGGAAUUUUCAUUCUCAGAGGACUGUUCAAACGAAAUAUAAUGUUGUCAACAGCAACUAAUUCACGACUGUAGCUCUUCAAUAACGUUGUUGUACUGGGACUAGACGUUUGACAUACGCGCUGACUAUGUAGUCAGGUAUAGACUUCCGUGAAAACCACACCAAAAAUUCUACAACAAUCAAUCCCAUUAAUUUAUAUUGCUUCAAAUUAUAUCUACGAUGCAUAAGCCUUUCAGUCACUACUCAUACUGCUACUACUACUACUGUUCUUGAAUUUUAUCUCUGCUAAUGGAGUGUAGCAAUAUGAACCAGUGUACAUAUGUACAUACAAGCCCCCAAAUGCCCUUCUACGGACGAGGGAGAGUCAGCUCUCCCACUCGAAAUGCUCUCAAGUGGCCACGCGUACGCAGCCACUGCCAGAGAAUUCCUGCUCACUGCCUUCUCGCGGCAAGGGUGUUGUUUACGAAAUUUAGAGGACGAAAAGUGAAUGUCCAGCGCCUUGAACGGGUUGGUGGAUAUGGAGAGUUCACCUAGGGGAGUUAGAAAACCCUGAUUCCAAACCGAUGUCGCACAUGGGCUCCAAUAUCAUAAGGGAAUAAAUGGAGUGUGAGCCAAUUGUUGGUCACCGGCUACCAUGGGACUGCAUCUCCUGACGUUGCUGCACUGCUUUGUGGAUUAGACCUGUAGGUCGAAGGCCCCGGGCAUGGCCCCUUAAGAAGACCAUCUGCUUUGUAGUGGGCACCCGGGCAGUAUCAAAGCCCACACAAAUCAAGUGACUUGUGUGAUGUAUAUGUAUUUGGUGCCUCCUUGUAACAAUAUUUGUGUUCAAAUAAAACACAAAUAAAUAAUUAACGUACAACAUACGUAUCCAAAAUUAUCCUUUGAUUGUCAGCUAUCAGUCUACAGGCUUCGGACAUGCACUAUUUCUAGUCCUAUCGUCCUCUCAACCAGACCACUAUUGGGAUCCGAAAUUCAUCAUAGUUGUUCAGAUGUAUCAAUUUCCUACAUCCAUUCCAACCGCCUUUAAGGUAUACUAUGUGUAUGCCAGGCAUAAAAUUAUACAUUUUACUUUAAACCACACCGACAGAUCAUCUAAACAAGAGAGAAAGGAUUUGAACCUGGGAUUCAGUAGUUAAAAAUCCUAUUUUGAACCGUUAAGCUGUCUCGCUAAGUCUUACCAUCCACCAACAGACUUCGGCAUAUAAUUUCACGAACUAAAAGUUUCAGUUGAUAAAAUUUUUCAGUUUCACUGUUAGUUAAAACUAAUCACCCACAUCGAAACAAUUAUCGCUCUUAGAGCUUUAAAAAAACACAAAAAAUCGAUAUUUUUUCACUCAAAACAUGCAACCUCUUCAAGUAGCUGUUAACUACUAUUUUAAUUAAACCUCUAUCAAUGAUAACUCGUUUUAUAGUCCUUGCACUCAAAAGACAUUUCAUUCAGUUAGUCAAUUUUCAUUUGAUAAUAGUCACAUGAUGCGUCUGACCCUGUUUCAGUGGAUGAAUUGGGAAUUUCUCUGAAUACAUCAGGUCCACGUGAUCAACUACUGGAAACGGCUGUAAGUAGAAGUGAGCCUAAUGAAGAACUAAAUUUGGACGAUACAAUGACAAAGAGUUCUUCUGGGCAUAUUAAAUUGGUAAGCUCUAUCUUGGAUAUAAACAACUUUUUAUUAUUAUGACAUUGCUUGAUACUUUAGAACGUCAAGAAAUACCUCAUAUAUGAGAAAACAACCACGAUAUGGUCAAACGGGAUGAGGAUAGUCAUAAAAACAUAAAUGUUAAAAGAGUUCAGGUCAGUAUCCAAUCAAGAUUAGUCUCAGUAAGUCGGCAAAUACAUCUUACUGUUUGCGAUAAGUAUAAUAAAAAACAAUAAGAUUCCCCCUGGUUUCUAUCUUAAACCAUAUCUGAUGAUAUAUGAAACCACUGAGUCACAUAUUAUCUAGGUGUUUUUCCGGGGAAUCGUGUUAAAUCAACGAUUACUAACCGAAUCUAUGUAUCCCUAUUUUUCGUGACUGCAUCAUAAAAUUAUAGUUUUUACCGCUCCGUUCUGACAUGGGCAAGUGAGAUACGACAUAGGUGUUGCUGGAACAACACACCAAAACGCCAUUGUUUCAAGACAGUUGAAUUUACUAAAUGAUCGUUUCUGUGGGCGAACACGAGUCGGUAAAACAGCAUCACUUCUACGGUGUGGCCACUAAAUACGAGUAGUUUUUCAGAGACAGCUAUGAUUCAAUGGAAUUGAUAAAUGGGAAUCGUCAGCCCAGAAAAGCCAGUUUUCACAAGUAAAUGGGACGAUUUAAACAUUAUGCCAAAAUAGAGUAACAAAAACUAACAAAUCUGAUUUUCUUACUAAGUGUGAUGAACUUUCCUUUCUUUGGUAGGAUGACAACGAUAUGGUUUUGACCUCUUCGGAUCAAAACAAUAAAUAUCUUUUUGAACCAUAUAAACCUAUAAAUGUUGCUUUAAAAUCCGAACUCAGUAAAGUAUAUGAGGCACUCAUAUCAUUGUUAUCGUGUUUGUAGAGUGCUUAUGCUCUUGAAGUAUACAAUCUGAAGCGGAUAUUGAAUUUCUUGUCAGUAAUCUCUAUAGUUUAAGUAGAUCUGAUAGAAAUGUAGUACUUAGUGAACAAGGUUCUAAUAAACCUCAACCUUUGUCACAUCACUUAUUGUUUUGUUAUCUUUAUGUUCAGUAUUGAGAUACUCAUGUUUCCAUAAAUUAGACGUAUUUUGUGCACAGUUUGGCCAUGUUUGUACUUGGAUCCCACUAAUGCUCCAAUUUAAACUACUGUUGUCUUCCAAUAGGUAGAUUCAAAGUGCACUGAAAAGCUAACAAAGUCCCAAAGAAAACGACGUAAAAAGCAAGAAAUGUUGAAACUGAGGAAAGCUGCCAAAGCAUCCGUUCCUAAGCCAGAACCAAAGGAACCCCGUACUUCAUCAAGUGUCGUACUUCCAGAACGUAAAGCUUAUGUAUCAUCUUUGGAUACAGAUGAAAAACUCUUAGAUGCUAUUCGGGAUCGAUUAGGUAAUCGUUUUUAUUAGGUUUCGUUGUCAGAAUAAUGUUUUAUGUACCUUUCAUUCACAGUUUAUUGAAUUAAUCUUGACUAAUAAACCACAUUCUCACUUGUCAUUUAUACAUGUUUUCUAGUUAUUUAAAGUUCUUGAAAUCGACCACAAAAUACCUGAUAAGUAGUCAGGCUAAUAUCUGUUCAGUAAUAAAUCUUUGUUGGUGUGCCUAACUAGCGUUGUUUGAAUGUGCUACGGAAGGUAGGUAAUUUCACUCAUGGGAUUUUCUCAGCCUUAUAACCUGUACUGUACUAACUGAGUGGAGACCAGAUGUUCAUCGUGAGGCUGUUAAUUGUUCCAAAACUAAAACCGAAGGCAAUUUUUGUAGAUUUCUGUAAUGUAUUAGCUGUGAGAGCGUGUUUUUUAUCUAGAGUAAUGGCGAUCUUCAAAAACAGCUGAUAUGAUGCAACAUGUUUUCCUCGGAAUAAAAACCUCGAAUUAUGCGUAAGAAAAACCGAUCACUUUCACCUCUUCUGUUGCUUUACUUAAUUGCUAUUUUUAUCACAGGAUUGUUUGUCUUAUUCACCUUUGAUUAGAAACUUCAAGUUAUAUAUUUGUAUCUACUUAUUGACUGGCAAAUUUAUAUUUAAGUUAAUAGUACUAUUAAAUUUCACAAUUUGCUUUCUUGUGUAUAUGAAGUUGAAAUGUACCAACACACUCUAACUAUACGUCCGUUGCCAAGAAAUUGUCCUGUAAGUCUGAUCAAGGAUCUUUUCCCGUCAUCAGUCAAUGUUCGUAUCCCGCAAAAAUGCAAUUCUCGAUUUGGUUUUGUGAAAUUUCGAAAUCACGAUGAACUGGUUGCAGCUCAAAAAUCUGUUUCUGGUAAACUGUUGAACGGUAAACAAAUUAAAAUUGAAAUUUGCUCACUAAACGGACCUGAUAAUGUUGAUAAAAGUAAAUGGACUGAACCCCUACAAAGAAAAUUGUCAGAUUUCGAUAUGCGUUCUCUUCAUGUCCUUCAUUUGCCUCGGGCGACGACUCGUUUUGACUUGGCUCAAGUAUUUCCGAAAGCUGUAGGUAUUCGUAUGCCAACAUAUGAUGAUGGAUCGUGUCGAGGGUAUUGCACUCUAACCUACCACUCACGUCAUAUUGCAUUAAAAGAUUUUGAAUUAAGACACGGAACAUUUAUUCACGGAGAAUCUAUCUAUGUUAUGUUCCUACUUAAAAAUCUAAAGAAAAUCUCAAUGAGAAAUGCAAAACGUCAUACCUCUGAUAUUUACCAGAUGGAUGUAGACAGUACUUCAGCACCUCAUAAAGAAAAAUGUGCCAAGGCAAUAGUUGAUCAUCCCAUGCCUAUGUCUAUUGAUUCAUUCGAUCCUGAGUUUAAAAUUGCUAAAUCACCAGCAACAUCUGGUAAACCAGUGAAAAAGAAGUCCAAAGUUGCAACAGUUCAGCGUGACAUUCCAGAUCCUCUAAUAAAUAAAAAAUACCAGUUGAAGGAAAAGAGUGUCAAGCGAAAGUCAUCAUCUACUAGUAUCUUUGAUUCUUUAUUUCAGUCUUCAACUGGAGCAAAUGACAGGAAGCAAAAGAAAAAGACCAAGUCUAAUAUAAGAAAUGGCAGAAAGUUCAAAAAAUAACAUUUGAAGAAAGUUUUUGUAGUAAAUUAUUGACAGAACUAAAGGUGAAUUUUAAUUGCUUUACGUGGAACAGUGAACAAUAAUACACUACAUAUUGUGGUUUCAGUUCAGUAAUGUUAAAUAACGCAAUUAUCAACGAAUAUAAGCUAAUCUGACUACGGGUACAAUUCGCUCAUUCAUUAGAUAGAAGACCUUCUACCUGGACGGUCUUCAAAUAUUACAGUAUCGUCAGUGUCAUGUCUUUUUAGCUGUCACCACUAUAUAUCCUCUGAUUAGUAAAAUACUUGAUUAACGUUGAGAAGCAAAAUAUAAUCUUGUCCAAAGUAUUCCGAUCAUAUCACUAUUUGGUUUCAUAUGCUCUCCGUGUUAAUAGAUUUCAUAUUGUCUGAUAUUCCCCACUAAUCAUAAUCGCUACAAUGCCAAAUGUACCGAACAUGUAAAAAUCUUGAUCUAGACGGAAUUGCACUUAAACAUUAUGUGGUUUUUGUCUUUCAAUGGCAUUACUUACGGGAUUAGACGUCUGAAUGAAAUAUGGACCUGAUUACCAAUAAUCUACGAUUUGUCUUUUUGUGCUGAAAAAUAUUUCCUAUCAGCACAUUGUUGUAUCUUGAGAAAAAGGGCUGCUACGUAUUUAUUAAGGCUGGAUGGCGAAAGUCAGCUCUCCCACUCGAAAUGCUCUCAAGUGGCCACGCGUACGCAGCCACUGCCAGAGAAUUCCUGCUCACUGCCUUCUCGCGGCAAGGGUGUUGUUUACGAAAUUUAGAGGACGAAAAGUGAAUGUCCAGCGCCUUGAACGGGUUGGUGGAUAUGGAGAGUUCACCUAGGGGAGUUAGAAAACCCUGAUUCCAAACCGAUGUCGCACAUGGGCUCCAAUAUCGUAAGGGAACAAAUGGAGUGUGAGCCAAUUGUUGGUCACCGGCUACCAUGGGACUGCAUCUCCUGACGUUGCUGCACUGCUUUGUGGAUUAGACCUGUAGGUCGAAGGCCCCGGGCAUGGCCCCUUAAGAAGACCAUCUGCUUUGUAGUGGGCACCCGGGCAGUAUCACAGGCCACACACAAAAUGAAGGGACAGUAAUUACAGGAAAUACUGUUUUUGCUUCAAUUAAAGUUAUGAC